Messenger RNA from Rotaria sp. Silwood1, 423 nucleotides. NCBI's taxonomy places the organism in Eukaryota, Metazoa, Rotifera, Eurotatoria, Philodinida, Philodinidae. The record is from the annotation of a GenBank genome assembly.
AUGAAUGUUCGAGCAGGUGAACAAGGUGAUUUUCUAGCUGAAGGACAAUUAGCAAUAGAUGAUGUUGGUGAUGGAAUUGUUGCUAAAAAAGAAUUAUCAAAACGUCUUAAUAAUAAAAAUAAUAUGUCAAUAGCUUAUAUUAAUAUUAAAACAAAAUCUAAUAAAGAAUAUUGUAUUGAAUUAUCACAAAAAGGUUAUCAAAUAGUUGGUUAUCAUUUUGAUCAUAAUAAUCAACCAUCAAAUAUUUAUUAUGAAUCAUUACAAGCACUUUUAACUAAUGAAUCACAAUCUUAUGUUGAUAAUUUUGCUCAUAGUUUACAAGAAAAACUUUUUCAAACACAACAUCAAUUAGAACAAUAUCAAGAUAAUGAUGAUGAUGAUGAUGAUGAUGAUCACAAUUCUAAUACUUAUAAAAGAAAUUAA